Pseudoliparis swirei is the source of this 4396-nucleotide messenger RNA. RefSeq lists its product as uncharacterized. The record is from RefSeq and is a predicted model, not a curated record. The transcript is spliced from 2 exons. NCBI's taxonomy places the organism in Eukaryota, Metazoa, Chordata, Actinopteri, Perciformes, Liparidae. Gene Ontology annotation, molecular function: zinc ion binding; nucleic acid binding. The coding region runs from base 212 to 3751 and encodes 1179 amino acids.
AUUGCAGAAAGAAAAAACAAAAGAGCUUCUACUUCACUUUGACAAUAUUUACGAGCGCUGGAAGGCCUUAACUAAGUUGGCUAAAAAAUCUGUUGUCAAACAAAAUCCUAGCAACAUCCUACAAGAUCACAUCAGCACUAUUGAAAGAGAAUCAUCUGAACUGAAUAUUGUUUAUGAAGAUUAUCGAAGGAUCGACAGCCCAGCUCAUGAGAUGCGCCGGAAGCUGGAUAAAUGUAUAUCAGUCACAAAGAUUGUUGUACACAAUGCACAGUCUCAAAUUCAAGGAACAAAGGAGGAACUGAUUUGGCCUGAUGCAAGCUCUGUAUUCGCAUCUACAAUGUCCAGUGUUUCAUCUCCGGACUCAAAGUGUUCUAAGGCUACUUCCAUUCGCUCUAACGUUUCCUCCGUUAAAAGACAAGAAGCCGCUGCGGAGUAUGCAGCUACCAGAGCUGUAUUGAAGAUUAUGGCCGAGCAAGACUGCCAGCAAGAGAAACUGCAAAGACUUGAAGUUGAGGACAAGCAGAUAGUUGCAGACCAAGAAGCAGCUGCAUUAUCUCGCCGUCUUCAAGGCGAAAGAGAAGAGACUGAACGUAGGAUAGAAAAGGAGACAAAAGAAGCUUCUCUCUUAAAGAAACAGCAGGAAGAGAAUGCUGCAAGAAAAGGUUCUGUAGAAGAGUUGAAAAGAGAGCUUGGACGUUUAGAGGAGCAAAAAAGACUGGAUGCAGCCAGAGCAAGGCUUCAAGUCUACGAUGAAAAUGAGUUUUACCCAGACCAAAGGCUGAGUCCACAUAAGUAUGAGCUGCCUAGGUUCGAGCAAGCAAUUGACCAGGUGAAUCCUGUGUAUCAGGACCCACAACCACUAAGAAGAGAUGUGGCUCCAAGAAGUGUGCUUCAAAACGACACAGGAGAGCUUGUUAAAGUCCUGGCUGAGGCCAUAUCAGCAAAUAGGCUUCCCAUUCCAGAGCCUACAAUCUUCAGUGGGGAUCCACUCAAGUUUAAUCAUUGGAAGUCUUCAUUUCAGACCCUAAUUGAGAGAAAAAAUAUUCCAACUGCAGAGAAAAUCUUCUUCCUUCAGAAAUAUGUGGGAGGAGCAGCUAAAGAAGCAGUAGAAGGUUAUUUCCUGAUUGAUUCAGAAGAUUCAUAUCACGCAGCAUGGAACGUGCUCAAGGAACGUUACGGCGAGCCUUUUGUGAUUGCCAAGGCCUUCCGAGACAAACUACAUGCAUGGCCAAAAUUAGCUCCGAAGGAAAGUGACGACUUAAGAAGAUUUGUGGACUUUCUACGUAGUUGUGAUUUCGCUAUUGCUCACAAUGAGAGUUUAAAAGUUCUUAAUGAUGCUAUUGAGAACCAAAAACUAACUGCCAAACUACCCGACUGGUUAAGUACCAGAUGGAACCGAAGGGCCACACAAUACCAACUGGAACACAGAAGGUUCCCAAGCUUUAAUUAUUUUGUGACGUUCCUGUCAAUGGAAGCUAGUAUUGCGUGCAACCCUAUAACAUCUUACAACGCAUUACGACAAAGCGAACCUGAUAAAGCAAAGAUCAAGAAUCAAACCCCUUUGUCUUACAAGAACCAAACUGUAGGUGCCAAGAUCUUCACAACCAACACCAGUGAAAGAAACAUAGUCACAUGCGUGUUAUGUAAGAAAUUAGGACACAGUCUACACAAGUGCCACAGAUUCAAUGAAAGGACUGUUGCUGACAGAGUCAAGUUCAUUCAGAGUGAGAGACUGUGCUUCGGAUGUUUAAAGCCUGGACAUCAAUCCAAGAGCUGCAGUAGCCGGAUGAUCUGCGACACCUGUUCAAAAAGUCAUCCCACAUGCCUACACGAAGAUCGCUCAAAACAAGAACAAGAACCAAAGAGAGAGCUAUCUAAAUACACAAGUUAUGGCAAGGAAAGAAAGCUACAGCCAACACAACUGCAAGACGUUGUCAAGGAAACCACAUCAAACAGAGUUGUGCAAGAUGGUAAUACUCCACAGACAUCAGCGAUUGUACCUGUCUAUGUGUCAACGCAAGAUGAUCCAAGUAAAGAAGUUCUUGUCUACGCUCUGCUAGAUUCACAAAGUGAUUCUUCCUUCAUUCUCGAAGAAGUGGCAAACGUUCUAGAUACGAACACAGAACAAGUGAAGCUGAAACUAUCUACCAUGUCGUCAAAAUGUACAAUUGUACUCUGUAAAAGACUCAAAGACCUACAAAUAAGAGGGAUAUUUUCCUCCAAGAAGAUCACAGUGCCAACAAUGUACACUCGUGAAUUUAUCCCUGCUAAUCGGACACACAUUCCAACUUCAGAGACCGCUAAAGCAUGGCCUCAUUUGGAGCAUCUUGCAGAACACAUUGCGCCGCAAAUGGAGUGUGAAAUUGGUCUGCUCAUCGGAUACAAUUGCCCACAAGCCCUAAUGCCUAAAGAAGUCGUAUGUGGGGAAGAAAACCAACCCUUUGCUCAGAAAACCGAUCUAGGUUGGAGUAUCGUAAGUUAUGGUGACCCGCAAGAGCACUACAGUGACGCAAUUGGAGUAAGUCACCGCAUCAUUGUAAGGAAAGUGACACCUGAACCCAAAUCAACAAUCAAGCUCAAAAGUGAGGUUCACUUUGUUUGCAAGACUCAGAUCAAGGAAAUGAUCAGUCCAGAGGAUGUAAUUAAGGUGCUAGAAUCUGACUUUAGUGAAAGAGUUGAAGAAGAUGCAACAGUCUCUCAGGAAGAUCUUCACUUCUUGACUAAACUGAGAGAUGAAAUCAAACAAAAACAAGAUGGACAUUAUGAAAUGCCCUUACCUUUCAAAAAGGACAAACCAAAUCUACCGAAUAAUAAGUCAUGUGCUAUUCAGCGUCUAAAAGGUUUGGAACGAAAGCUCAAGAGAGACCAGAAAUACUGCUCAGACUACAUGCACUUCAUGAAAGAUAUCAUUGCUCGUGGUGAUGCAGAGAAGGUUCCCGAAGAAGAACUCAACAAUCAACCAGCCUGGUAUAUUCCCCAUCAUGGAGUAUACCACCCUCACAAGCCUGGGAAGAUACGAGUGGUCUUUGAUUGCUCAGCAAGAUUCCAAGACACGUCAUUGAAUGACCACCUUCUUACUGGACCUGAGCUCACAAACACCCUGGUGGGAGUUCUCUGUAGGUUUCGCAAGGGCCCGAUCGCUAUUAUGUGUGAUGUUGAGCGGAUGUUCCAUCAGUUUCAUGUAAGGCCGGAAGACCAAGAUUACCUGAGGUUCCUAUGGUGGGAGAAUGGUGACCUGGCAUCUCCGCCAUCAACUUUCCGGAUGAAAGUCCAUCUGUUUGGGGCAGCCUCCUCACCCGGCUGUGCCAAUUUUGGUCUUAAACAUCUAGCAAUUGAAGGUCAAGAUCAAUUCAACCAAAAUGCUGUCAAAUUCAUUCAAAGGAAUUUUUAUGUUGACGAUGGACUAGUGAGUGUAACGUCUGAUGCUGAGGCAAUUCAACUCAUCAAGGAAGCAAGAGGUCUUUGCAGCAAAGGCAAGCUAAGACUACACAAGUUCAUCUCCAACAGCAAGAAUGUAUUGAAUUCAAUACCAAAGGAAGAGUGUGCUGAAAGUGUCAAAGACCUUGAUAUGGCUUUGGGAGAGCCACUCAUGGAAAGAGCUCUCGGUGUCCAAUGGUGCGUGUCAUCUGAUGACUUUCAGUUCAGAGUUACAGUUAAGGAACACCCAUUGACCAGAAAAAGGAGUAUCUCCUUAAUCUUCAGCAAAGACCAAUAUGGCCAAAGGAUAAGAGCGAAGGUUGGCGAAGGUUAACGACAUCGUCAUCCUACAAGAAGAAGGCUCUCCACGAAAUCAAUGGAAAUUAGCAAGAGUAGCGCAGGUGUACCCUAGCACUGAUGGAAGAGUCAGAAAGGUAAAACUGUUAAUUCGUGACUCAACCUUAAAUAGCCAGGGAAAACGCACCACUAAGCCAGUCUAUCUUGACAGGCCCGUACACAAGACAGUUUUACUGCUGGAAGCAGAAUAAAUGUCAUGGUUAUUUUUGUGAAGUGAAAUCUCAAAGAAUGUGAUUUGGUGGGAGUGUAACUGCCAUGAAUGUUAUUUAUGUCAUUUGUAGUAAGUUUGGUUGAAUAUAUUAUUUGUACAACUCGUUUAUCGAAUGUUGGUUUGUUUUUGUUUUGUAUUUGGUGGGAACUGUUUGCGUGUCCUGUGUUGCGCUGGGACGCAUUUGAUUGCAACAAUCGCAGGUGAACAUGUGGUUGAAGCUAGAAGUGCAAGUAAGUGAAGCAAGUAAGAGAAGCUAGAAGUGCAAGUAAGUGAAGCUAGGAAGAGUAAGUAAGUGAAGCAAGUAAGAGAAGCUAGGAAGUGCAAGUAAGAGAAGAAUACAUGUCUAAAGUGGACCCAUUCCCUCGUGGUUUAUGUGCAGCCAGUGAGUUCGACGGUGGAUUGAAGGUGGAU